Messenger RNA from Pichia kudriavzevii, 1617 nucleotides. RefSeq lists its product as uncharacterized. Lineage: Eukaryota; Fungi; Ascomycota; Pichiomycetes; Pichiales; Pichiaceae. The transcript has a single exon. Bases 1 to 1617 code for a protein of 538 amino acids. The record is from RefSeq and is a predicted model, not a curated record.
AUGGAUGGAUUAGUUUUUCAGUUGUUCUCACCUGAUCUGUUUGAUAUAAUUGCAAAAUAUCUGAUCCAAUUUGAUAUUAUCUCAUUGAGCAGAACAUGCAAGAGUAUAAACACCAUUGCUAAUACGUACUUAUAUAGAAGCAUUACCUUGAACUCUAAUUAUUCCCAAUUUGAAAAAGAGUAUACAAAGGAGCAAACUACUUAUAUCAGAACAAGAGCAAACUUUACUUUAUUGCUUAAAUCAUUAAAUAGGAACAGCUAUAAUGACUCAAAUUUACGGAAGCUUGUUAAAGUGUUGAAAAUAGAGGAUUUACCACUGGACUUUUAUGAUUUUGAAUCUUGUUUAUUGGGCAAAACUGCUGAUUCUCUCUCUUUUUUUAGAAGAGGUUGUUUAACCAAAUUAUACCUAACAAGCCCUAUUAGUUUUAGUGUUUUGAAAUACCUUCUAUCGGAUGAAUACUCUAGACGGAAUUUGAGCUUGCUUUGUUUUACCGUAAAUAAAUAUGCUAAUGUGAAGUCAGUAUUAAGCCUAGUUGAGGACCCUAAGCUCAAAUUCGAAAAUCUAUCAACCUUAUCAAUAGGACCGUUAAAGCCGGAUUUGGGGGUUAAUUUACCUCUUGUUUUAAUUCCCGAUGAUAAAAAGCAAAUGCUGGAAAGUUUAAAAUUGAUUUAUUAUCAUCAUGCUCUUAGGUUGGCUGACUUGGCUAGUUUCUCCGAAAAUAACCUGAUUCUUGAAAAUAGCAUUUUCCGAACAUUAAGCUUCUAUAAGAAUCUUAAAGAGUUAUGUCUUCAAUCCAUCAAUCUAAAUCUUGAAAUUCACACGUCAGAUUUAAACGAAAGAGAGAAUUUUGAAAUCUUCAGCAACUUAACUUAUCUGGAACUUACAGACGUUAGUCUCGUGGGCUCGGAUAUGAAUCAAUCGAUCUUGCAUAAACUUUAUCAAUAUAGUAAAGUAUGCAGGUUGAGACGGGUCAAGCUUGAUAUAAGAUCUAUUUCUAAUGAUUUGAUUCCUGAUUUUUUUUUAUUCCAAGUAAAGGAGAACCAAAUUCUAGAAUUUGAUGUUACCAUCAGGCAUAAUUGUAUGCAUACAAUACCAUUGAACGAAUUAAUUGAAAAGUACAUACAUUAUAUAAUAUUCAGACAAAAAGGCUCCCUACGCAAACUAUCAGUUGAAAUCAAGUGUGAAAGAAAUUUGGUCAGCUUAGGUGGGCAAUUACAGAGGGUGCAUAUUGCUCAAAUUUUAUCUAAAGAGUUUCUAAAUCUCCGUUCACUAAGAUUAGAAGCGGAUUUUGACAGUAUUUUAGAACUGAAAGAUAAACUGUUCCUGAAUAUGCCUAAUCUAGAAAAUUUAUGGGUCGUUGGCUCAAAUGCUGUUCCCGUACAUUUCGGCCUUGGUAACAUGCAUCCAGGUAUUUACGAUAGUUGGUGGAGAAUUAUAGAUCUGCCGAAAUCUCUAGUGAAAAACGUAUCUAAACACCCCCUUAGGUAUAUUAAAAUUCACAAAUACUUAUUUAUCGUGCUAGAUGAAGGGGAAAGAGAAAGAGUCCAACCAAAGGAGACGAUUGAUAAGAUAUUUGAAGGUUUAACAAGGGUUAGCUUCCUGCAAGGUUCUACUUAG